UGAGCCUGAACAGCUGGCACGCACACCCGCACUCACACACACACUCACACACCCACACCCACACCCACUCCCUCCUCCAGCCCCACCGCCCCCGCCAUGGCCGCGUCCACCCUGUCCGUCUGCUCCAGCGACCUGAGCUACGGCAGCCGCGUCUGCCUGCCCGGGGCCUCCGACUCCUGCCCCGACCCCUCCUGGCAGGUGGACGACUGCCCAGAGAGCUGCUGCGAGCCCCCGUGCUGCGCCCCCGCCCCCUGCCUGACCCUCCUGUGCGGCCCCUCCUCCCCCUGCCAGGGAGACUGCUGCACCCCUGCGUGCUGCAAGCCCGUCUGCUGCACCCCUGCGUGCUGCAAGCCCGUCUGCUGCACCCCUGCGUGCUGCAAGCCCGUCUGCUGCACCCCUGUGUGCUGCAAGCCCGUCUGCUGCACCCCUGUGUGCUGCAAGCCCGUGUGCUGCACCCCUGUGUGCUGCGAGGACUCCCCCUGCACAACCUCUUCAUGCUGCCAGCCGUCCUGUUGCACCUCCUCCCCCUGCCAGGGAGACUGCUGCACCCCUGCAUGCUGCAAGCCCGUCUGCUGCACCCCUGCGUGCUGCAAGCCCGUCUGCUGCACCCCUGCGUGCUGCAAGCCCGUCUGCUGCACCCCUGUGUGCUGCAAGCCCGUCUGCUGCACCCCUGUCUGCUGCAAGCCCGUGUGCUGCACCCCUGUGUGCUGCGAGGACUCCCCCUGCUCAGCCCCCUCCUGCUGCCAGCCCAGCCCCUGCUGCAGACCCUCCUCCUGCGUGUCCCUGCUCUGCCGCCCCGUGUGCAGGCCCGCCUGCUGCACCCCUGUCUGCUGCCAGGACUCCCCCUGCACAACCUCUUCAUGUUGCCAGCCGUCCUGCUGCACCUCCUCCCCCUGCCAGGAAGACUGCUGCACCCCUGCGUGCUGCAAGCCCGUGUGCUGCACCCCUGUCUGCUGCAAGCCCGUCUGCUGCACCCCUGUCUGCUGCAAGCCCGUGUGCUGCACCCCUGUCUGCUGCAAGCCCGUCUGCUGCACCCCUGUGUGCUGCGAGGACUCCCCCUGCUCAGCCCCCUCCUGCUGCCAGCCCAGCCCCUGCUGCAGACCCUCCUCCUGCGUGUCCCUGCUCUGCCGCCCCGUGUGCCCCCGCCCCGCCUGCUGCGCCCCUGCCUCCUCCUGCUGCCGCCCGGCCUCCAGCGUGUCCCUGCUCUGCCGCCCCGUGUGCCCCCGCCCUGCCUGCUGAGGCCACCAUUCUGAUGGGCACGUCCCCCCAGGGCCAGUUGAGCACUCUGGGGACCCCCGGCUCUUCCCUGCCUCCUUCACGAUCUAACCCAGCGCAAUCUUGGGCACACAGGUCAGCGUGAAUGUUCACCAUCUUGGGACCCUAAUAACCAGGGCCGAGCCGGUUCGCAGCCUCACAUCACAACCAGAUGAACCAGAGCCAGCCCUCCCGUUACUGAAAGGCCCCCAGGCUGUUUCUGACAGCCACGGCCCCCAGCUCUGUAGUCUUACUGGGGCUCCUGGCCCUAGAAGCUGUCUGCCUCCUCCCAAGCACACACCUGGAGCUAAGCGAAUAAACCUGCAGUCCUGGCCUCCACUGGCCCUCUCUCCCAGCCUCCGGGCUAACAGAACCCUGGCUUUAGCAAUCUGCUGACGAGCCACAUCUUGGGAACACUUCCAAUGGCAGUGAGUUCUGAGGCCCACCCUGGCGGUCACCAACUGCACCUCCAGGCGGCUCCGGGUGGCUGGACGGAAUGUUCGGGCCUCAGGUGGCCACAGCCACCCGGACAGCGGGCCCCUUGGCAAGAAGGCCCCAUUGCCCCAGGCCUCUCUCUCCCCGGUCAGUCCAGCACCAGGAUGCAGGGCCCAAGGUAGUUUCUGGGCCGGAAGGCAGGCGGGGCCGGGCCUUCCAGGGAGACAGCUAAAGGGGGCAUUGCCUUCUGAGUCUCUCUCUCUCUAUCUGCCCUUGAACUUCAGUGUUUUAUUCAAACGUCCCCCCGCCUCUGACUGCACAUGCCAAUAUGCCAUGCCGUCCCUGGCCGCAGACCCCGCCCGGUGUGACAGAGGUCAAGAGGAAGACCCCAGAGGCUAAGCCACUUUGAGUUCCAACACCCUGGCGUCUGAGGCCCAGGGGUGCUGCCUUCCAGGGCACUUCCCUCGAGGCUGUCUGGACGGGGCCCCCACGUUUCCCAGGGCUCCCCAUAGCAGGCCUCAGUCCCAGACAGGGUCACUUCCUCACGGUCCGUGAGUUCGAGCCCCGCGUUGGGCUCUGUGCUGACAGCUAGGAGCCUGGAGCCUGCUUCGGAUUCUGUGUCUCCCUCUCUCUCUGCCCCUCCCCUGCUCGUGCUGUCUGUCUGUCUGUCUCUCUCUC
This is a messenger RNA of Acinonyx jubatus (cheetah), 2367 nucleotides long. RefSeq names its product keratin-associated protein 10-1-like. The record is from RefSeq and is a predicted model, not a curated record. The transcript has a single exon. Gene Ontology annotation, cellular component: keratin filament. Bases 97 to 1239 code for a protein of 380 amino acids. NCBI's taxonomy places the organism in Eukaryota, Metazoa, Chordata, Mammalia, Carnivora, Felidae.